AUGCCAAGAAAUAAAGAGGCCUGGAAAGAAAUCGCAUCAAAUUUUAAUAGCCGAUGGAAUUUCCCAAAUUGCUUAGGUGCAAUAGAUGGAAAACAUGUAGCGAUUAUAAAACCAGCAAAUUCAGGUAGCCACUAUUUUAACUACAAAAAGACUCACAGCAAAGUGCUGAUGUUGAUAGCAGAUGCAAACUACGAAAUUAUAAUGGCGGAUAUUGGAUCAAAUGGUAGAAUUUCAGAUGGUGGAGUCUUUACCGCAAGAAAAUUUGAUGAAAGACUUCAAGAAAACAAAUCAAAACUCCCAGAUCCAAUAGAACUACCAAAUUUUCCAGAAAAGGUGCCAUACGUAUUUAUAGCAGAUGACGCUUUUCCUUUGAAAGAAAAUAUAAUGAAGCCAUAUAGCCGAAGGGUUUUAAUAUUGGAGGAAAUUU
Onthophagus taurus is the source of this 427-nucleotide messenger RNA. The record is from RefSeq and is a predicted model, not a curated record. Lineage: Eukaryota; Metazoa; Arthropoda; Insecta; Coleoptera; Scarabaeidae.